Molecule: messenger RNA, 723 nt
Organism: Electrophorus electricus (electric eel)
Lineage: Eukaryota; Metazoa; Chordata; Actinopteri; Gymnotiformes; Gymnotidae
Gene: ppil1
Product: peptidylprolyl isomerase (cyclophilin)-like 1
Biological process (GO): protein folding; protein peptidyl-prolyl isomerization
Cellular component (GO): catalytic step 2 spliceosome
Molecular function (GO): peptidyl-prolyl cis-trans isomerase activity
Source: RefSeq, a predicted model, not a curated record
AACACACGAAUAACUUCCUUAUCACGACCUUUUUAAUACAAGCUCAGCGUGUUUUAGAACAUAUAUAGCCAGAUAGCUAAUUUAAUCAAUAAUUAAAUCAGUCUUGUUGUUUAAAACCAGCAAUGGCAGGAAUACCACCAGAUUCAUGGCAGCCUCCGACGGUUUCGGUUGAGACUACUAUGGGAACAAUCGUAUUGGAAUUAUACUGGAAACACGCGCCUAAAACCUGCAAGAACUUCGCUGAACUUGGCAGAAGAGGCUAUUAUAACACCACUAAGUUCCAUCGCAUCAUCAAAGACUUCAUGGUUCAGGGGGGUGACCCAACAGGAACUGGCCGUGGUGGUGCAUCUAUAUAUGGAAAACAGUUUGAAGAUGAACUUCACCCAGAGCUGAAAUUCACAGGUGCUGGAAUUCUUGCAAUGGCUAACGCAGGUCCAGACACAAACGGGAGUCAGUUCUUUUUGACCCUAGCUCCAACUCAGUGGCUGGAUGGCAAACACAGUAUAUUUGGCCGAGUUUGCCAGGGCAUGAGUGUUCUUAAUCGAAUUGGAAUGGUGGAGACCAACAGUCAAGAUCGCCCUGUUGAUGACAUAAAAAUCCUCAGAGUGGCUCUGCCUAACUGAAACAUCCGAAUUGGAUUCAGUGCCAUUUUGUACAGUUGUUUUUUUUUUGUUUUUUUUUUUGUUUUGUUUUUUUUAAUAAUAAAAACCUCAUGGUUUGUAA